GAAGUGUGAGAUGGCUUUUCCAGUCCAAGACCAGCAAAGAGACUACUACAGACAGACAGCGGUAUAAGCGCUCUCUCACUCUAAAAUCCGCCAUUCAUUCUCUCUCUCUUCCUUUCUCAACAUUCUGAGGAGUGAAUCGGAGCACAGUGAUAUAGAAUGACAAGCGGAGGAGGAUAUGGUGAUUCUAGUCAGAAGAUCGACUAUGUAUUCAAAGUGGUGCUCAUCGGAGAUUCUGCCGUCGGAAAGUCUCAGAUUCUCGCUCGUUUCGCUAGAAACGAGUUUAGCUUGGAUUCCAAAGCUACAAUCGGAGUCGAAUUCCAGACGCGAACUCUAGUCAUCCAGCACAAGUCCGUCAAGGCUCAGAUCUGGGAUACAGCUGGCCAGGAACGAUAUAGGGCGGUUACAAGUGCAUAUUAUAGGGGAGCAGUUGGGGCAAUGUUAGUAUACGACAUAACGAAACGACAAACAUUCGAUCACAUACCCCGUUGGUUAGAAGAAUUACGCGCUCACGCAGACAAGAACAUCGUCAUCAUUCUAAUAGGGAACAAGACCGAUUUGGAAGAUCAACGCGCGGUUCCAACUGAAGACGCCACUGAAUUUGCUCAAAAAGAAGGGCUGUUCUUUCUGGAGACCUCAGCAUUGGAAUCCACUAACGUGGAAAAUGCAUUCACGACGGUUUUGACAGAGAUCUUCAAUAUCGUUAAUAAGAAGAAUCUUGUGGCGGACGAUAAUAACAAUGGCGGACAAAGUGGUGGUAAUACCAAUUCUGGAUCGUCGCUUUCGGGGAAGAAGAUUAUUAUUCCUGGACCGGCUCAGGUUAUUCCUGAAAAGAACCGAAUGUGCUGCUCGACUUAGGGAGAGGCUUGAUUGGGCAUUUUAGUAUUGAUUUAUUUAUAUAAUAUAGUUUUGUUAUGUUUUGUUCUUGGUCGUCGGCAUGUGUUUUGUUGUUGUAGAUUGGGAUUUUCUGAAAGAAGAAAGAAGGCUUUUGUUAGAGACUAUGUGUCUUUUUUGUGAUAAUGCAAUUGGCAAGUUAUAUA
Molecule: messenger RNA, 1037 nt
Organism: Impatiens glandulifera
Lineage: Eukaryota; Viridiplantae; Streptophyta; Magnoliopsida; Ericales; Balsaminaceae
Product: ras-related protein Rab11D
Exons: 2
Coding region: 157-855 (232 amino acids)
Cellular component (GO): endosome
Molecular function (GO): GTPase activity; GTP binding
Source: RefSeq, a predicted model, not a curated record